Molecule: messenger RNA, 7700 nt
Organism: Mastomys coucha (southern multimammate mouse)
Lineage: Eukaryota; Metazoa; Chordata; Mammalia; Rodentia; Muridae
Gene: Cpeb4
Product: cytoplasmic polyadenylation element binding protein 4
Exons: 10
Coding region: 1399-3588 (729 amino acids)
Biological process (GO): negative regulation of cytoplasmic translation
Cellular component (GO): cytoplasm; nucleus; synapse
Molecular function (GO): mRNA regulatory element binding translation repressor activity; translation factor activity, RNA binding; mRNA 3'-UTR binding
Source: RefSeq, a predicted model, not a curated record
UGGUUGUCAUUUCACUCGGCUCGGUCCUGAGGAGAAGGACUCAGCCGCGGCUGCGGGACCUGAGCACCGGAGGCAGUGGCGGCGGCGGCGGCGGCGGCGGCGGCAGCGGCGACAGCAGGGGACGACGAGGAGGAAGAAGGAAGAAAAAGAAGAUCCAGGCGGAGUCCGCAACGACGACAGCUGGGACUGCGGGACCGGAGAAAAGCGGCGGCGGCGGCGGCGGCGGCCCAGCAACCGUGAGGAGAAACAAAAGCCUUCUAAAUUAUAGUUUCCAAUCAGUCUAGGGGGACAGAGAGCGCGAGCCCAGGGGGGAGGCUUUUCUCCUUCAGAGUAACUACGGUAGCGGGGUUUUCCUUUUUGUCCAUUCCCCUUCCCCCUCCCCCCGGCGGAGAAUCGAACUGAGAGAACUGAACAAACCGCCCCUGGGUCCCAUGAGGGAAAAAAAUCCCGGAGCCGCAGAGAGGGGAAGAGGCAGAAACCGCAGGACCUUCCAGGUCGCCCCCUUGCUCCCCGCACCCCCGGGCCGCCAGCUCGCCCUUGUCCAGUCUCGCUAAUCCCUCCUGAUCGCGACACCCCCCAGAGGGAGAAACGGGUGUUUCCAACCCCUUACAUGGGGGAAAGGAGGCCGAGGGGAGCCGAAGAAGAGCAAACGCAGCAAGAUCUGCACCCGGAGCCCCAGGAACAGCCCCAGAGGCCCACACUGCAUCCUACAAAAGAACAGAAACAGGACCAGGAACAGCAGAAAUCUCCCUGCAAUCAUCUUUCCUUUAGUCAAGGCUGAUUUCCUCUUUGGCAACCAGAAAUUCACCUCCCACCCCAGAUAACCUAAUAUAAUCUAUCUAUAUAUAAAUAUAUAAUAUAUAAUGUUCUUAAAUUAUUCCUGAUUUUUUUAACCAAGCUGCCAAGAAAAGAACGUAUUCUCCCCUUAAUCCUAUUCUAAUUUUUAUGUGAAUCUAAACUGCUGAGGAAGACCAUAUGUGAUUGUUAAAUUUUAUAUAUAUAUAUUUUUACUCCACACAAUGCUUAUUCUUCUAUAUCCAUAGAUGCUUGAGAAGCUGUGUUUUUGUCAUUCAUGAACAUUUUCCUUUGGAAAAAGAAAGCGCCUAUUUUACUAACCAAAGACUUGAUUUUUACCUUUUUCCUUUUUUAUUCCCUCCUAGAAAUAAGCCCAAUUGGAUUCAUAUCACUAUUUUAAGAGUUUUUGUUUUUGUUUUUGUUUUUAGGUUCUUUUCCAUUCAGAGAGACCAGAAUUCCAAAUCAGAGAUACGUAGGGUGAUAAGCUGUGAUCUUUGAGUUAGCUAUAAAUAAGCAAGCAAACAUUUGAGAUACACGGGAGGAAAGACGGGAGACAUUAGGUUGUCUUUUUUUAUUGUGAGAUUCUGAUCCUAAAAAUAAUAAAUGGGGGAUUACGGGUUUGGAGUGCUAGUGCAAAGCAAUACUGGGAAUAAAUCUGCUUUUCCAGUCCGAUUCCAUCCACAUCUGCAGCCUCCACACCAUCACCAAAAUGCCACCCCCAACCCUGCUGCUUUUAUAAAUAAUAACACAGCUGCCAACGGCAGCAGUGCCGGGUCAGCUUGGCUCUUCCCUGCUCCGGCUACCCAUAACAUUCAGGAUGAGAUCUUGGGGUCAGAAAAAGCAAAAAGUCAACAGCAAGAACAACAAGACCCUUUAGAAAAGCAACAACUCUCCCCGAGUCCAGGUCAGGAAGCUGGAAUACUGCCUGAAACUGAAAAGGCAAAAGCUGAAGAAAAUCCAGGGGACAGUUCUUCAGAAAACAGCAAUGGAAAAGAAAAACUACGCAUUGAAUCACCAGUGUUGACAGGGUUUGAUUACCAAGAAGCCACGGGCCUCGGGACUUCUACCCAACCCUUGACAUCCAGUGCAUCGUCCCUUACUGGUUUCAGUAACUGGUCAGCAGCGAUAGCACCUUCUUCCUCCACGAUAAUCAAUGAAGAUGCAAGUUUCUUUCACCAGGGAGGGGUCCCUGGCGCUUCAGCUAAUAAUGGUGCUCUCUUGUUUCAAAAUUUUCCCCAUCAUGUCAGCCCUGGCUUUGGUGGUAGCUUCUCCCCUCAGAUCGGGCCUCUCUCCCAGCACCAUCCUCAUCACCCCCAUUUCCAGCACCAUCACAGCCAGCAUCAGCAGCAGAGGAGGUCUCCUGCCAGUCCCCAUCCCCCACCUUUCACACAUAGAAAUGCUGCUUUUAACCAGCUGCCUCAUUUGGCGAAUAAUCUUAACAAACCUCCUUCUCCGUGGAGCAGCUACCAGAGUCCCUCUCCAACCCCAUCUUCUUCCUGGAGCCCAGGAGGUGGCGGCUAUGGUGGCUGGGGAGCCUCUCAAGGCCGGGAUCACCGCAGAGGGCUGAACGGUGGAAUAACGCCCCUGAACUCCAUCUCACCUUUGAAGAAAAAUUUCGCAAGCAAUCAUAUUCAGCUCCAGAAGUAUGCUCGCCCUAGCUCAGCCUUUGCUCCAAAAUCCUGGAUGGAAGAUAGCUUGAACAGGGCUGACAACAUUUUUCCUUUUCCGGAUCGCCCCAGGACAUUUGACAUGCACUCCCUGGAGAGCUCACUCAUUGACAUAAUGAGAGCUGAAAAUGAUUCCAUUAAAGGUCGUCUAAACUAUUCCUACCCAGGAUCCGAUAGUUCUCUGCUUAUUAAUGCAAGGACUUAUGGGCGAAGGAGAGGUCAAUCUUCAUUGUUUCCAAUGGAAGAUGGGUUCCUGGAUGAUGGCCGUGGUGAUCAACCUCUUCAUAGUGGUCUGGGUUCACCUCACUGCUUCACUCACCAGAAUGGGGAGAGAGUGGAACGAUAUUCUCGCAAGGUGUUUGUGGGUGGAUUGCCUCCUGACAUUGAUGAAGAUGAGAUCACAGCUAGUUUCCGCCGCUUUGGCCCUUUGAUUGUGGAUUGGCCUCAUAAAGCAGAGAGCAAAUCUUACUUUCCACCAAAAGGCUAUGCAUUCCUGCUGUUUCAAGAUGAAAGUUCUGUCCAGGCUCUUAUUGAUGCAUGUAUUGAAGAAGAUGGAAAACUCUACCUGUGUGUAUCAAGUCCAACCAUCAAAGAUAAACCAGUGCAGAUCCGGCCCUGGAAUCUCAGUGACAGUGACUUUGUGAUGGAUGGCUCACAGCCACUUGACCCACGGAAAACAAUAUUUGUUGGUGGUGUUCCUCGACCCUUACGAGCUGUGGAGCUUGCAAUGAUAAUGGAUCGGCUGUAUGGAGGUGUCUGCUAUGCUGGAAUCGAUACUGACCCAGAACUCAAAUAUCCAAAAGGAGCUGGACGAGUCGCCUUUUCUAAUCAACAGAGUUACAUAGCUGCUAUCAGUGCCCGCUUUGUUCAGCUGCAGCAUGGAGAGAUAGAUAAACGGGUGGAGGUUAAGCCAUAUGUCUUGGAUGACCAGCUGUGUGAUGAAUGUCAAGGGGCCCGUUGUGGGGGGAAAUUUGCUCCAUUUUUCUGUGCUAAUGUUACCUGUCUGCAGUAUUACUGUGAAUAUUGCUGGGCUGCUAUUCACUCUCGUGCUGGCAGAGAAUUCCACAAACCCCUGGUGAAGGAAGGUGGUGACCGCCCUCGGCAUAUUUCAUUCCGCUGGAACUGAAGAAUGAACGACUCCAGAGCUCAUUUGCAGGCCUCAGAAGAAAUACCCUCUUCUGUUAAUUCCAACUCUUCCUCAGCCUCUUCACGCUGCAUGCCCUGCGCAGCAGUGUGUAACUAACAGUCAUAGAAUGAAAAGAACAACCUACAACAUAGGUAUUUUGUAGACUCUUGUGUCACUACAAACAGUAUGUUCAACUCCAUUUCAUAUUGCCAUUAUGUUGCAUGCAAGUUUUAAUUCUCUUGUUUUGCUGGAGGCCAAGAGGAUCCAAACUUGCUGUAGCAUUUUCUUAGAGGAGAGAAAUAUUAACAGAGAAAUGAGACAAUAUUUUGGGGUUUUAAUUGCUGGUAAUGAUAUAACAUAUAAGAAAACUUUAUUGAGAUAAUCACCAACAGUUACACUAUUGUCUCUUCUGACACAGUCUCCCCCAGGGAAGUGCUCUUGCCAUUUCUUUUCUUUUCUUUCAUUCCUUAUCUCUCUCUUUUCUAUCCCUUUUUAUUCUUUAACAACAAUGGAGGAAGUUAACAGUUAUUAACAGGAAAGAGUAUGUCAGAGCAAGCAAAUGCAUGAGCAAGAUUGAGCAGCAUAAACAUAAGAGCUUUGGGGCUGAGGAUAGCUUGGUCAUGCCUCAAAUGCCUUCAUACAUCAGAAAAAAUAAAGUAGGCAGAGCUGAGUUUGUUUUCUUUGAAAUAAUUCUAAAAAUUGCGAAUGUAAGAAUUGGGUGACUUUACUACUGAGGGGAGUGCCCUUACUUAUUUAACUGACUUCCUAAUCACAGCCCCAGGAAACCUACCAAAGCUAGAACUAAUGAUGUCUGGUGGGAAAACAGAAGAACAAAUACAUAAAUUUUAUUUUUGUUGUUAUAUAUAAACUCUAUAUCCUAAUUUACUAACAGUCAUCAGGUGUCAGCCUUUGCUCUCCAUUUUGACAUUAAAAACAACAAACAUAUCUAGACAUACCUCAAGGAGAUCAUUUUUGACUUUGUGUUACACUACACUUGUAGCCAAAACUGGAAGAUUAAAAGCAACAUACAGAUCGGCUGCCCAUUGGCCUUCGUUUCCAUUUGAAGUUACUUUGGAAUCCUGUAAUUUAGUUGUAACAUAGAAAACGUGGGGGGGAAAGGUUAAAAAAAAAGUCAAGUAGUUGCAAAGUGUUUUGCACUGUUGAACUAAGUAAUUGUGUAAAUCUGUGCAAAAGUCCGUAUGUUUAUCCUCCUCUUCCUAUAAGGUACAAUAACAUACACUUUCCGAACUUAGCAUGGGACAUAGUGUUUGAAGUGCCAACUUCAUCAAGUAAUGCAUGCUUUAUUAUAAAUACAACCCUAGCGUUGAAAGAUGUUCUUAUGUUUUGAACAGUCUGCUUCAGGGGUAAAUUUAAAAUAGUCUCUUGAAGCCCUGGUCAUGGAAGUAACUUUUGGUUUAAUCGACAUCCUCUUAUUAAAAUGCCCUACCGUAGUUGAAAGGAUUACUGUCAGUGUGCAGAGCAUUAAACAGCAACAGUCUGAGUGCAGUCUUGCUGGCUGUGCUGCCUAACAGUACCAUCUUGGAUCCUUCAGAACCAAAGACUUGCCCGCAGUGCUGUCACCGCCUGGCUGGUGACCCCUCUGCUGUCUGUAGGAAAAGCAGCCCUUUAUUUUUAACACAGGCUUUAAUGAACUACACCUGUUAAGUUCCAAAGGUCAAAAUGGAGGCACUUGCUGUCUAAGAGUCCAACAGAAAGAGGGAGCCACUGUCAAAGAGUCCCCUGCUAACAGAACAGCAGAGCAGCUGUGUGGUGGAGGGUGCUGUCUCUUGUGUAGCUGGUCAGGGACGUUUUUUCUUUUCUCCUGGACUACAUGAUUCUAAUUGGAAUGUUCAUUUGCCUCUUUUUCUUCCUUUAAUGCUUGUAGGUGGCUUGGGGUGUGCUAAUCGUGCUGGUCCUUCUCAGUAAACAGGUGUGAUGAGUUAACAAGAACUAACACUGCUUGAGAACUAGCUUUGAGUAAUACUUUCCCUUUGUACACGGCCUGCUGAAUUCCGGUACAGUGUCUGUAGCUGACUUACUUUGUCAUGCACAUGAUGUACGUUUGUUAUGCACUACUUUUGUAUACCUUGUUUUUCCAACAGUGAACAUUUUUAGGCACACUUUUCACUGACGGGAUAUCUCUUUAUGCAAUACCUCAAUUUUUCAUAUUGCAAAGAGUAGCUUUUUGUACUUUUAUUACUGAGAGAUCUUCAUAUACUUCAUUUUUUAAUAUAAAUAAUUUUAAUAAAUUUUAUUUUCUUAUAUUCUGCUUUUUAUACAUUUCAGUGCUCUGCAUACAUUUUAAAUUAUGAAUGUUGUGCACUGGCAAUGCUAUUUUAGAGUCUGCAGAGAAGAGAAAGCAUGUUGCUUAAACAGCCUUCCCCAGCACCAGCUACUGGUGUACCUAUAAUUUAAGAAAUAGUCUAUGUAAAGUCACAAAUUAAUGGAAAAAAUUCGCAUGAAAAUGACAAGAUAACACUGUAGUUCCUAAAAAAAAAAAAAAAUUAAAUGCAUAACCAUAGGGUAGAAAUUUAAAAUAACAAAAUUGUCUACAGCUUCUUACUAAGUUUUUAAAAUUAUUCAUAAAAUGCAGACAUUUUGGGUGAAUGUUUAAUCAUUUUUAAUCUUAAUUAAUUGAUGUUACAUGUUUGAUUCAGAGAUGUCUGCUCUUUUAAAUUCUAUAUAAUAAAACAAAAUCGCCUGCCACAGGACAGGUUUGUAAUGUUAGUAUGCAUGACUAAUGUAAGAAAUUGUUAUUCUGCUAAUAUUUACUUGUGAUUGUGUGACAAGCGUGUUUACAGAUGAUUUGGUUCCACUUCUUUACAGGGCAUAAACAAUGAUUAUCUAUUACUCUGAACUUUAUGAUUACAUGUCCUUCAGAUUACAUGGGAUUGUAGUUGGGAGUUACCAUGUAACUCAAACAUUAUUAACAUGUAAUUAGUUUACAGGUUUUAGGGUAUCACUUCAAUUUACCAAGCAUGUAGUUCUAGCGCACUAGCAUGGCACCAGCCAUGUAUUUACAAUGUAGUUACAGAGUAAUUACAUGGUUAUUUUUGCAAUGUAAAAUAAAGUGUUUCUGAUUAUUUUCUAUGUAAAGGACCCCCCGUCCCGUCCCCGUCCCCUGGCUUUGGUAUAAUAUAUUUACUUCUCCAUACACAGACCUCUGCAGAAUGCAAAAUAGAACUUGCAGUGAAUGAACUUAGCAUUUUAUGAGAGUGCUGUUGGAAAGACUUGAUAAUUCACCCCUUUUGUUUUGAAGAGUUGAAUCUUCUGUUAAAAGGUGAUUUAAAACUUGAAUGUGAUGAAUUGUGGCAAGCUCACUCCAGUUAUGUGCAAUACUUAUCUCACACUUUGGAAGAUCUUUGCAGUGUAAUUCUUUGUUUUUAAUUGCAGACAUUAAAAAAUGUCAUUUUCUACUGUUAAGAGUAAUCCUCUUUCUUGCUGGUGUUUCUAAAGAAAAGAAUCAGAAAUCAAUCUUUCUACUAAUGUAAAUUUGAGAUUAUUUUUAAAAAUGGAAUAAAAGAGGUUUUGGUCAUUUGCUUUAUUUUAUUAUCUUAUUUUAAAGCUACUGUGAUUGAUAGCAUUGUAAGAAUUGGGACAAUAUUGUAUUCAACUGUUUUAUUUUUUAUAUUUUUAAAAUUUAAAGUAUAAUUAGUUUUUAUAAUUUCAUCAGAUUUUUGUUAUAUUUUUUUGGAAGUGAAACUUUUAGCAAGUGGGUGUCUAGUUUUUACUAAUCUCUAAUUUUUCCAGUGUAUUGCUCAUAUUAUCAGAAGGGAACGUUAUUUAAGUGCGUCAGUUAAUUGUACUACUUGGCUGAAUUUCCAUAUAGUUUUUACUGUGUAUGGGGAGGUUGUAGUAUUUAUUCUAGCAUUUUAAAUAAGGGUAAUUCAUUUUUUUAUUAAAGUCAUUUUCACGUUAAGUUCCUAUUUUUGUAUGUUCUACUCUUAAGUUAUAUAACACAGUUCCUUUUUUAAAAAGAGUUCAUUUGUUGAAGUGCUAGUGGAAAAUUAAUGUUAUUAAAUAGUUUGCAAAUGACUAUUUAUACCAGUAUGCAUAUAAUUUUUAAAUAUUUGUAAUGUGAGAUGUUGAAUGAAUAAAACUUUUAACUCAGA